This is a messenger RNA of Mytilus trossulus (common blue mussel), 3521 nucleotides long. Its product is annotated as neuronal acetylcholine receptor subunit beta-3-like. Lineage: Eukaryota; Metazoa; Mollusca; Bivalvia; Mytilida; Mytilidae. Gene Ontology annotation, cellular component: synapse; plasma membrane; postsynaptic membrane. The record is from RefSeq and is a predicted model, not a curated record. Gene Ontology annotation, biological process: nervous system process; regulation of membrane potential; chemical synaptic transmission. Gene Ontology annotation, molecular function: transmembrane signaling receptor activity; acetylcholine-gated monoatomic cation-selective channel activity. The coding region runs from base 430 to 1929 and encodes 499 amino acids. The transcript is spliced from 8 exons.
CUGAGUGUCAGCAGUGAUAAUGUAGUGGACUUAACAAACUUUGAUGUAUAAUAUACCAGCCAAUAACCGUAUAUAAAUACUAUAAUAUACCAGCCAAUAACCGUAUAUAAAUACUAGAUAAAUAGACGGAGAAAAUACUACUACAGACAUCGCUAAUGAUUGACUGGGAAGUACCUACAGGUUACCAAUCAGAACUAUCAGAGGUGUUCAAAAUCCGAUAAUGAUGUCGUAUGAACAAACUAUUGAAGUUAAAUUGAAAAGUAAUAUAAGAGACAAUGUUUGUCCUUGGUUGAAUCAUUCGAACUGUUGAUAUCCGCUGGAAGUAGGGAUAUUUUGAGAUUAUUUAACGUUGUAGAAUUAUUCACAUGGAACAUACAUUUAUUGAUGAUUAUUUCCCGUGAUUGUAUGGAUACCUGAUAGUUUAAAAUAAUGUCUUCGUUGCUCGGACAAACAUUUUUCGUCUUUUCAGUUGUUUUCUCUAGUAUUGAAGUGGCUGAAUUAUCCAAGGAGAAAACACUGAUCAAAAAGCUUCUUAACAACUACCAGGAAAUAGGAGUUAUGGGUCGACCUGUUGUUUCUCAGAACGAUGUACUGAAUGUACAAUAUGGAUUGAGUUUAAUACAGAUACUUGAUUUAGAUGAGAGGAAUCAAGUUCUCAAAACAAAUGUAUGGGCAACAUAUCAUUGGAAAGAUAUUUAUAUGUCAUGGAAUCCACUAGAAUAUGACAACAUCACCAAAGUUAGGGUUCCCAUGGGAAGUAUCUGGCAACCAGAUAUCAAACUUUAUAACUAUGCAGACGAAAGGAGAGAAGAAAAGAGGGAAGCCCUGUUAGUGGUGUCACAUGAUGGUGGCAUUCAGUGGAUUCCCCAAGCUAUAUUUAGAAGUUCAUGUGCCAUAGAUAUAAUGUACUUUCCGUUUGAUGUCCAAACGUGCAAAAUGAAAUUUGGUUCAUGGACAUACGAUGGAUAUAAAAUUGACCUUGAUCUUGUUUAUAAUGUAAGCACUGGAUUUGAAAUGACAGAUUAUAUUAAAAGUAACGAAUGGGAAAUAAUUUCUUCUCGAGCGAAGAAAACUGUCUUCCGAUAUGCAUGUUGUGAUGAACCUUUUGUGGACCUCACUUUUCACUUAAAGAUAAAGCGUCAGCCAGCCUUUUAUAACUAUAUUUUAAUUUUACCAUGUAUUCUCCUGUCAUCAUUAACAUUAGUGUUAUUCUGGCUGCCACCAGAGUCUCCCGCCAAGAUGCAGCUCGGUAUGAAUAUUUUUGUAGCCUUCUUUGUAUUAUUGUUAUUAUUGGCCGAAUCAACACCACCAGCUGCCUCAUCUAUACCCCUUAUAGGUGCGUACUACUGUCUUAAUAUGAUACUGAUAACGCUGUCAACAUUUUUAUCAGUGAUCGUUGUAAAUUUGUACUUCCGGGGAUCGAGAACGGAAGUACCAAAAUGUGUCAAAUCGCUUUUUGUAAACGGAUUUGCCCGAAUUUUAUGUAUGAAAGGACAAGUGUCUUACAAUUCCUGUUCCACAGAUAAUUCACGAAUUACAAAUAAUAUCAAUAUGAAAAACAGAGAAAAACGAUUUAAGUAUGACAAAGUGGGUUAUUUUGAAACACAGACAGAAGACAGUUGGAAACCAAUGCAAAACGGUAUUCAAAAUACAGACGACGAACCUUGUCCUCCGAUUCCGACAAGUAUUUCUCAGAGUCUACUUUCGUCUGUAGAGCAAGAUGUUAAAGAAAUCAGGAACCAUUUGCAACGAUGGGCAGAUAAAACCGAAGAAAAAGAAAUGAAAGAAAGAAUAACAAGAGAAUGGCGAAUUGUCGCCCUUGUUUUAGACCGCUUGUUUUUCUGCUUAUAUUUGCUUGUUAUUAUUGUAUCGAUAUGCACAGCUUUUCACAGAGCAAUAGUUAGUUUAUUUAAUAAACAAGAAGAAUAAAAUAUACACUGGGGAAAUGGAAAUGUCGAGGGACAAAAAUUACCCAUUUCUAAAUACCUAGUCUAUAAGAAUUGUUUUGUCCUGUAAUGUUACAUUUAACUUUACACAUACAGGUGUACACAAUAAUCUGCGCAUGCAUAUAUAUAUUGAACACGGUAUCCUUCAUCUUUCAUGCGCGAUUGUAUUAUUCAAAUUAUUAUUUACCUUUCAGUUAAUUUUAGCGUCAUAUGAGCGUCAAAACAAUGAACGUAGACGUCAAAAAUGUGCAUAAUCAUUAAAUAUCAAAAUUAUAAUAUAUCAUUAUCGCCCAAAAAAAGAAACCAGGAGAAAUAUCGACUAGUAUUGCUUUAUAUUAUUAAUUCGUAUAAUUUAACAAAUUUGAUUCGUUUAGGGAUAGUCACAUGUUAAACUAUAUUUUCGAAGGUAGAGAGAAAACGGCGUAUAGCAAAAAGCGUAUUGACCGGCAAAAAGCAUAUCGCGCGGUUAUUUUUAGAAUAUCUAAAAACCGAUAUACUUUGUUACGUCAUGUAAUGAAUUUCAGGAUAUUGUUUAACGUUUUGAAACACAUGAUAUCUGUGAUCGAUAAUUUGACGAAAAAAAUCUUCAAAUACAUAAGAUGUCAAAAAAACAGUAAAUGAAAUAACAACUAAUAUGUUGUAAUUGUCAAGGAGACAAAUUGAUGUUAAUUAAAUAUCUAUAAAAUUCCAACCGUUGAAACCUAAAUGACGAUUUUGAUUAUAUGGUCGGAAAUUAAUAAUAUAACAAAUAUAGCCUUUGUAUGAGGUCAAGACAGGAUAUAUCGACCCAAAGAAGUAUAUCGACCUCGGACUUCGUCCUCAGUCAAUAUACUUCUUUCAGGUCAAUAUAUCCUUGUAUCGACCUCAUACAAAGGCUAUAUUUGUAUAAUAUUUUGUUCUUAACCUAAUAGUAAUAUAAUAUAGUUUUUCUGGUGACCUAUACUGGGGGAGAUGUUGAUUAUGUAACUUCGUUUCGUAUGUAUUAAAUUCCAGGCGCCAUUAACUAUUGGGUUGACCUCCGAAAACCUCCAAUGGUCAUAUAAGCGAUAUAAACAUGAUUAUAGAUAUCAAUAGAAAGUUUAAUCGUACAAUUACAUGUUUCUUUGUCAGUUUAAUUUCAUAUUAUAGGUUAAAAAUAUAGAUUAAUCAUCUUUUAACCUGUAUUAGAAUGAUGUUUUGUGGAUUGAAUCCGUCAAUCACUUGAUUUAUCUUUUUUUUACUUUCAAUGUUGACAUUCUCUUCCUAUAAAUAAUUCCACACCCACAAUGCAUGCGCUAUCGAUCUAUUGGUAAGGGGUUAACUAGUAGUUCAAAUCAAUAAGGAUUCAAAAUUAUUCACUUGUAAGUGAAUAAUUCAUCAUCAAUGUUUCUUAGCUUAUUUUGACAAAAUUGAACCAUAUUGGACGCCAAAAACGAAUUACUAUUUCACUUUUUUACUUUUAAUGAUUGGGUAAAAAAAAACAUAUUUUUAAUUUUUAUAUAUCUCGUAGCUAGUGCUACUUUAAUACAUAACACAACCAGAGAACUAAAUUGAUGUUUUAGAUUUCAAUGUCAAGAUUAAUCCUCUUUAACAUGU